This is a messenger RNA of [Candida] anglica, 644 nucleotides long. The record is from the annotation of a GenBank genome assembly. NCBI's taxonomy places the organism in Eukaryota, Fungi, Ascomycota, Pichiomycetes, Serinales, Debaryomycetaceae.
ACACAAGUAUAUCUUACUACAACUACUAGUUAAUUGACUUAACUAUAGCAUAUCUACUGUUCUUUCAAAUCAAAAUCAUAUUUUCAUAAUGGGUGUUAACGCUUACAAGUUUGCUGUCUCUGAUAUCACUGCUGCUGUUGGUGGUGCUGCUAGUGCUACUAGUGCUGUCGGCGGUGCUUUGGGUACUGCUAGUUCUGCCAUUGGUGGUGCUGGUAGUACUGCUAGCUCUGCUGCUAGCGGUGCCGGUCACACUGGUUCCUCUGGUGCUGGUUCUGGUUUGGGUUCAUUGACCUCUUCCCUUGCUGCUAGUGCUACUUCUGGUGCCCUGGCUGCUCGUUCUGGUGCUUCUUCCAUCACUUCCGGUGCUGGUGGUUCAUCCUCAUCUGCAGCUGCCUCUUCUGGUUCCUCUUCUUCCACUUCCUCCAAGGCUGGUGCCGCUGGUGGAUACGAAGCUGGUUCUUGGAAGAAGUCUGUUGCUGUUGCCGGUCUUAUUGGUUUCAGCUUUGUUGCUCAACUUUUCUAAAUGAUCUAAAAUGAAAUAAAAAGAACCUAUCUUCUGAGUAUUUUUAUCUAUUUUUUUUUUGAUUGAAGUACUGUGUACAAUAUAUAUAUAUGAAUAAAAUUUUGUUAACGAUAAAAUAAAA